This is a messenger RNA of Aspergillus campestris IBT 28561, 2288 nucleotides long. RefSeq lists its product as uncharacterized. The record is from RefSeq and is a predicted model, not a curated record. The transcript has 12 exons. Bases 422 to 2155 code for a protein of 577 amino acids. Lineage: Eukaryota; Fungi; Ascomycota; Eurotiomycetes; Eurotiales; Aspergillaceae.
ACACCUCAGCCAGCCAUGUAACGCGGCCUUGCAUGAAAGUACUUCUUCCCGUGCGACAUAGAAGAAGGCCUCAUCCUAGCAAACCAUGUAUCUCACGAGCCUUGUGUCUGUAUUUGGUUGGUAUUCUCAAACGACCCCAAUAGUGUCAUACAUGCAAUGGAGCUAAUGUAAAGCUUGCAGACACACCGCAAUGUGAUCAGUAACGUACUGUUCUAUCUCAUCGUAUCUCCUGCAUCUCGUUGCCUUGCUUCUGGUUUGACUAAUCUAGCCCAUCUCCUGGCAGAGAGGGUUACUAGAGGUCUUCAUGAUACUUUUAAGAAUGGUACUCUGUCUUUAUGACUGAAAACACCAUCCUCUCAAUUCAUCGCAGGUGCUAUCCAACAUAUCAGAUAGUCAGUACAAAAAUUCCCAACAAUCGACAAUGUCAGCUACUCGUGCUAGCAAGAAAUCUGGAAGAGGUGACCGCAACGUCAGCAAAGAAGCCGGUGAAAACAAGGAUAAAAAAGACACUGAUGAAAACAAGGAUAACAAAGACACUGAUGAUAACAAGGAUAACAAAGACACUGAUGAUAACAAGGACAUCGACAGUUACACCGUCUUGCGCGUCCAUAAAUUUGACCCAGGCACAGAGGCGGCUCGCCACAAACGCCUUAUCCAGGUCGAGAAUACGGAGUUUGCCACAACUGAAAAAGGAACAUUGAAAGACCUCAGACUGUUUCUGAUCACGCAGCAGGUGUUUGAGUCGCAAGACAAAGCGAGUCCAUUCUGCGAUCCGAACGGGUCUGAACUGUCUGACUCUACUAAGACGAAGAUUUACCUCACCCUAGUUGGGGACGAUACGAAGGAUAAACCUCAAUCCGAGGCAACUCCUUGCCGUCAGAUUAGUCUGUACUACAAGCAGAAGAAGACUCGCAACGCCAUUGACGAUGAAACAAAGGAGUUCCUCCGAAGUCAAUUGGAUCUCAAAACAAAGGACGAGGGAUUGUCCGAGGCGGACGUGAAACGACUCAAAUCUGCAUUUGACUCCGCCGCGUGGAUGGCAAACGGAGGGUCGAAGCUAAGCCACGCCGCCGACCUCAAUGAAAAGCAGUGGAGCAUCAUCGUCCGGACAAACUGUCUUCUCAGUGGUUACACAAUAGUGAAACAUGAUAAAAUCGUAGGAGGGCCCAUGCCGCCGAACCCGGACCCUUUGGGUUACGACAAGAAAUCGAGCAAAAGCAAGAUUCGCGGCCAGGUGGUGACGGACUACAAGAUUGAACGCACUCCCUACAGCGCUUUCCAAUUGAAGAAAAGACAAUUUCAGGUAUAUGAGAUAUCGGCAGAUUAUGGCCAAGAAGUUCUCAGCUCGCAAACCCCGACACAGCCUGGAGCAGAAAAUCUCAUGUUUAGGAUCCCCCGAUUCCGAGUCGAUGAUGACUCCUACGUCAGUGUGUUUGAGACGCAAAACGCCCUGGAGAAAUCACUAGCCAAAGGGUCAUUUUCCGAGAGUUCCGUUGAAGCAUCUGCCGGCGGUGGUUUCUGGGGUGUAUCUGCUGGAGCCAAGUUCGGAGGCGCUUGGAAUAGCAGCGAUGAUUCGGUACAUUCUGAGUCUUCAGAGAGCAAAAGCAUGAAUGUCACCUACAAGUUCCCGCGUAUCACGCUGUAUCUCGAUCCCAACUCGCUUGAGAUCACUCCUGAAUGCAAGGCAGAUAUUGACAAAGUAAACGAUAAGAAAAGUCUGCUAGCUUUCAGCGAGAAAUACGGUGAUAUCUUUGCCCGACGGGUCCAACUUGGCGGUUCUCUUUUCGCCAGUGAGAACAGCACUGCGACAACUGUGCAGGACAAGGCCAAGCACGCCAAUUCACUGAAAGUCUCCGCUGCUGCCUCCAUCUCGUCAUCAUAUUUUCAGGCUUCCGCCAGCGGAAGCCACGGCGAGGGUUCCAACUCGAACAGCAGUGACACAAAACAGGAUCUCACAAGCGCAAUGGCCUGGGAAGCCAUCGGGGGCGAUACAUUGCUCUGCAAUAACCCUGCACAGUGGUGUGCAACUGUAGGUGACUUCUACAACUGGAGAGUGAUUGACCAAGAUAGUGUUCGUCCACUGUCUGAGGCGCUUGAUGAAUUUGCAGGCGAUGGAGCGAUCACCCAACGAUUCAAGGAGGCUGCGAAGAAAUGAUCACAGGUUUACUGAUAGCUUCAAUCAAAGCUUAGAUGUCAGUGUCACGAGGAAUAGUAAAGCCAGAUCUUCCAAAAGCUUGCUUUCAUGAGUGGCUAGAAGUUGAUAUAAAUCAAAUCCAACCAUUCUAAAC